CUCUCUCUCUCUCUCUACCUCUAUAUAUAUUAACUCCGUAGUCGAUACACAUAAAAUCAAAUAAUUAACCCAUAAAUUAAUCACAGUCAAAAACCUUGAGAAAUGGCCACCAACACCAUAAAAACUAAGACACUUUCCGGCGUCGGAAACCUCAUAAAGCUCCUACCAACCGGCACCGUUUUCACCUUCCAAUUCCUCAACCCUGUCCUAACCAACGGUGGCCACUGCACCACCGUCAACAAGUACCUCUCCUCCACCCUCAUCGCCCUCUGCGGUCUCUCCUGCAUAUUCUCUUCCUUCACCGACAGCUACGAAGAUGAUGACGGAACCAUCCACUACGGAGUCGCUACCGCUAAGGGCUUCUGGCCGACUCCGUCCUCAUCCUCAGGCGUUGAUGUUUCGAAGUACAAGCUUCGAAUCGGAGACUUUGUGCAUGCACUUUUCACGGUGGUUGUUUUUGCGGUGGUGGCGUUGUUGGAUGACAACACGGUGGAGUGUUUGUACCCUGCGUUUGAGACGAACGAGAGAAUGUUGAUGAUGGUGGUGCCGCCGGUAAUCGGAGCUGUUUCAGGGACGUUGUUCAUGGUGUUUCCUAAUACACGUCAUGGGAUAGGGUACCCAUCUGCAAGACAAUCGAACAAGUGACAAAUGCGUAACAAAUUAAGAAAUUAAAACUGAAGGAAAAAAAGGUGAUGACGUAAGCUCUAGUUUUCUUCUUGAAAUUCAUGCUCAAAGAAAUAUGCAUGUUGUUGUUUUAUAAUAUGUUUAUCCUGUUUUGAUUUUAAGCUUAAUAUUAAUCAUUUUUAAUUGCAAA
Molecule: messenger RNA, 814 nt
Organism: Lactuca sativa (garden lettuce)
Lineage: Eukaryota; Viridiplantae; Streptophyta; Magnoliopsida; Asterales; Asteraceae
Gene: DMP2
Product: transmembrane protein, putative (DUF679 domain membrane protein 2)
Biological process (GO): endomembrane system organization
Source: RefSeq, a predicted model, not a curated record